GCGAGACCCUUUUGUUUGUUCAGGUUAUCCAGCACAGAGUUAAUGCACAUGCAUGCUGCGAUGCCGUUCCGUACGUACUUGCAUCCCCAGGUCUAGGCUGGAUCAUAUAAUAAUGGUUUCAACAAAUCCUUCCCUUCUUUUUGAACUUAAGCUGCGGUUCGACCAGGGUCGAUCCUGCACCACCCGCGCUGAUGUCUGUGUCCGCAAACUUUCUGUUACAUACCGCUAUCAUCAGCAGCCAGGUUCUUAUCCUGGCAUGUGGAUACGGUUUUGCUGGCGCAGUUCUCUAUUACGAUUACCUCUCUCCGCUUGAUCAAGUGGCCAGCUUAUGGGAGCAUCAUCCCCAGGAGUUGACGACAGUGAUCACACUAAUGGCAACUGUCCUUUCGGUCACUACAACUACUCUUUUCACGAUCUCAAUCAAGGAGGCAUUGAGAUAUCGGAUAACGCAGCCCAUCUCUCUCGUUCAGCUAGGCGCCGGUGUCGCUUUGGCCAAGGGCUCCAUCAUAUUGAGACAUGAACACUUGCGACUCACCACUAUGACGUUGUUCAUCUUUGGUGUGCUGAGACUUUUGACAGCUGGGUGGAUAACUCUCCUGACACCAACCUACUUCCUAUGGCCAAUUCAGAUGCAAGGAUCCGAACUUGACAUUACUGGUACCGCGUUUUCCAACUUGCUCUAUCAAGAAUUUCAAAAGGAGGGUGUCAAUGCCAUCCAGGACAAUUCUUUCGCGAUUCUCGACGUCGGCGGAACGCUAAGCGGAGUCUCUGCUGCAGGCUAUACCUUUGGUCUUCCGGGGAUAUUUAAUUUCAAUGGCGCGAAAUAUGACGUAUCCACUCAGGGGAUUGUCCCCACCAUCGAGAGCUAUUCCGGCUCGCAUGGAGUUCCGGGUCCCGAUGGCACUCGUCUUGGGUUUACUGGUGGAAAGGUCACAGUUGACACAGUAUCGCUGCCGGGAAAACAUAACAGCGUGUCUAUUCCUCAAGGAUUCAGUAGGAACUAUUCUAUGUGGCAGCAGGGGUUGACAGCCAAUGUCAGCUGUCAGCCCAUGAGCUCGAGUCAAACGCAGUAUGUUUGGGACACGAGUAACUCCUCCGUCAUCUAUUCCAACCCAGAUAAUUUGUACAACUCCAUCACCGGUCUUCGCCUGUGGAAUAUAACUGCAAACUGCGGUGCCAGUAUGCCCACGAUGCAGGAAUAUGUGACCGUGGUGAAUGCAAGCGGAUAUGCAGACCAGUCAGACAGUGGGUUUCUUCCUUGCCUCGUGUGCCCGGGGCCUUCGGAUCUGAAUCAAAGUUAUACAAGCCUCACGAUUCUUACACAAGGAUUUUACAAGUAUAGGUUCCUUGAGGCAAGCGUAUGCGAAGUGGUCCCAAUGCUGACCACGGUCCGCGCCGAUUAUUCUAAUGGCCUAAUUUCUUCCGAGGUCAUUUCAUCCACCCCUUUCCGAGCAGAGAAUGAACAGCUACUGUCAUUCUUAGCCGGAGCUAUCGCGUUUAAGUGUACCUACUCGCAGGGGCUCCUGAGCAGUACGAUCGGAGAUACUCUGUACUCCAUCUAUUCCUCAACAACUAACACAUCUAUCAAUGACAAUAUUGGAAAUCAGACGCAGGUGGAGGAGUAUUGGCGUGGCAUUGUCGAAUUUUCUGCCACGUUCCUUCGCUCCGGGUUUAUGGUUGUGGGUAGCUUCCCCGACGAUAUUGUCCCAAACAACCUUUCCUCCCUAGUCAAUGGGACCAUGUACAUAUCGACGAUAGGCUGGACUCGGCGGUCGGGGACAUAUUUUAUCUCUAUCCUUCCCUUCACCGUCAUCACCAUCCUCAUGUUUGCCUCCGCUUUGUAUAGUUUCUUGCAGGCUCGGAAAAGGAAUAGUGGCUUUAGGACCACCUUCGAUCCGUCAAACCCCCUUCACCUCAUUAUGGCAUCCGCCGAGGCGGGGAAGGCGUCCAACGUGGCACCCGCUGACGGGAGUCUGAGACUCCAAGGUUUUGAUGAUAUUGGGAUCACCGCUAACGAGCGCGUGAAGGUGCAGCUGCAGGACGAUGGUGUGGGGAAGAAGUUUGUGACAGUCAAUUGA
Suillus fuscotomentosus is the source of this 2078-nucleotide messenger RNA. RefSeq lists its product as uncharacterized. Bases 192 to 2078 code for a protein of 628 amino acids. The transcript is spliced from 10 exons. Lineage: Eukaryota; Fungi; Basidiomycota; Agaricomycetes; Boletales; Suillaceae. The record is from RefSeq and is a predicted model, not a curated record.